This is a messenger RNA of Culex pipiens pallens (northern house mosquito), 2852 nucleotides long. RefSeq names its product vam6/Vps39-like protein (gene Vps39). The record is from RefSeq and is a predicted model, not a curated record. The transcript is spliced from 6 exons. Gene Ontology annotation, cellular component: membrane; cytoplasm. Gene Ontology annotation, biological process: autophagy; endosomal vesicle fusion; intracellular protein transport. Gene Ontology annotation, molecular function: protein binding. Lineage: Eukaryota; Metazoa; Arthropoda; Insecta; Diptera; Culicidae. The coding region runs from base 99 to 2783 and encodes 894 amino acids.
AAGUUCAAAACAAGAAAAUUUGCAGUGUUGUGUUUUGCGAAAAGUGGAAGGAAAUCUGGAAUUUUGAUUAUUAAAAUCGAUUAAGCUGCGUUUUCAAGAUGCACGAGGCGUACAUUUUAUACCCGCCGGAGAAGAUUCCGGUGCAGAUUGAGUCCAUGACGGGAUUUGAAAACAAGCUGAUCCUCGGAACCCGGCAGGGCCACCUGCUGAUGUACUCCUUCGAGCCGAACCAGGAAACCAACAAGCUGGACCUGCAGCUGCUGCAGUACGACAAGAAUUUCAGCAAAAAGCCAAUCACCCAAAUCGAGGCCAUUCCGGAGUACAAACUCAUCUUCAGCCUGUCCGACGGGGUGGUCAACGUGCACGACUACAGCCGGCACGGCUUCCCGCUGAUGCACACGGCCCAGAAGACCAAGGGGGCGACCGUGUUUGCGCUGGAUAUUAAGAAGUCAAAAUCGCUAACGGGAGAACUGAUUGUGCUGGUUCGGUUGGCGGUCGCGGCGAAAAGGAAGCUGCAGUGCUACUACUGGAAGCAAAACACGCUGCUGGAGUUUGGCAACGACAUCGAUCUGAACGAUGUGCCAAAGACGAUCGCCUGGAACAACAACCACAUUUGCGUCGGCUUCAAGACUGAGUACGUGAUGUACGAUAUUUCAGGAGAGCAACCCAAAAAGAUUGACCUCUUCCCGACCAGCUCGUCCAAGUCGAUCGAACCCUGCAUUUCCCUGAUCGAGGACGACAUCUUUGCCGUGGCAAAGGACGAAUACCUGGUCACCGUUUACACGGAAAAGUACAAAACCGACGGCAAAGAGAACAACACCGGAUUGGUGAAGCCGGACGCAUCCCUGCUCACUACGAAGGACACCCGCAACCUAAAGUCCCUCAUCUGGAGCGAACCAUUCCAAGGGUUGGUGUGGGACGAGCCGUACAUCAUUGGGCUGAUAACCGACGCCAUCGAGGUGCGCGUGUUCGACAACCUGGACAUGUCCGACAAGGGACUGCUCAUUCAGACCAUUCCGCAGCUGCAGAAGGCUCGCUUUUUGGCACGUGGCAAGAAGGGUCUGCUGUAUGUGGCGUCGGUCUCGCACUUGUGGUGCAUUCAGGCCGUGGAGAUUUCCAAACAGCGCGAACAUUUGCUGCAGGAGGAGAACUUCCAUCUGGCACUGCAGCUGACGAACAUCUCCGACGAAAGCCCAGAAUUUAAAGCGACAAAGAUAAACGAAAUUCAAACCCGUCACGCGUACAACUUGUUCAUCAACAAGCACUUUCGCGAGUCGAUGAAGGAAUUCUCCAAACUGAACACGGAUCCGAUCGACGUUAUUCGGCUGUUUCCCGACCUGCUGCCGGACAGCGGAAAGAACAAGCUCAGUUCGUACUCGAAAAAGCCAGCGCCGGUGCUGGACGAAAAGGACAUUGAAAAUGGACUGGUUGCGCUGAUUGACUACUUGACCGAGAUCCGGUACAGUCUGCGGCAGGACUUGGUGAAUAAAACCGAUUCCAAACUUUCUGCUGGGAAGAACAUCUCUGCGCUGCUGUCAAUCAUCGAUACAACGCUUUUGAAGUGUUAUUUGCAAACGAGUGAUUCGAUGGUCGCCUCGGUUCUACGCAUGAACUAUUGCUACUUGGAGGAAUCCGAGCGAGUGUUGAAAAAGUACGAUAAAUACGUGGAACUCAUCAUCCUGUAUCAAACCAAAGGUCAGCACAAGCGAGCACUGCAGCUGCUGCAGGCUCAAGCUGAAACUCUUGGAUCUCCGCUGUACGGGCACGAUCGAACGAUUCAGUAUUUGCAGCAUUUAGGCCACGAAAACAAAAAUCUGAUUUACGAAUUCGCCGGUUGGGUGUUGGAGAAGCAUCCCGACGACGGGCUGAAAAUCUUUAUCGAAGACAUUCCCGAGGUUGAGAAUCUGCCGCGUGCGGAGGUGUUGGACUUCCUGCUGAAGGACCACAAACAGCUGGUUGUUCGCUAUCUGGAGCAUAUUAUUAACGUUUGGAACGAGCAGAAGGCGUUGUUCCACAACAUUUUGAUCCAGCAGUACCGGGAGAAGCUGAUUGCCCUCAAAACCGACCCCGAUAUUGAAAGUGACGUUCAAAAGAAAACCGCUCGGGAUACUAUCAACAGUAAACUGCUUGCUUUUCUGCGUAAAUCCAAGCUCUAUCACGCGGAGAAGGUUCUGGGAGAGUUUCCCUACACUGACCUGUUUGAAGCACGCGCCAUUAUUCUAGGUCGAUUGGGCAAACACGAAAAGGUUCUCGCCAUCUUCGUCCAACUGCUCGGCGACUUCGACAAGGCCGUUGAGUACUGCGACGAAACGUAUGACAGUGACGACCCCAAAAGCUCCGACGUGUACGUCACCCUCAUCAAAACCAUCCUCACACCCCCGAGCGCCCCGCCCUACAGCGACCUGGAGCUGCACCCGCGCUGCCUCAAACCCGACAUCGACACCGUCCUGGCCAUUAUGGAGAAGAACGCCAAAAAGAUCAACCCGUACUCCGUUCUGCAAAUCCUGCCGGACGACAUACCGCUGGCGUCGAUCAAGAACUUUCUCGAAAUCGCCCUCAACCAUCACCUGGAGCGGAAGCGCAAAACGCAGAUCCUGAAGGGACUGUACUACGCGGAACAUCUGCAGACGCACGAGCAGAAGAUCCACUACGAGUCGAGGCACUUUCUCGUGACCGAGCUGAGCGUGUGUCCGGUGUGCAAGAAGAAGUUUAGCUACCAGAGUGCGUUCGUGAGGACGCCGGAAGGCAGCAUUGUGCACUUUUCGUGCCAGGAUAAGAUUUGAAAUGGUUUCGUUGACAUGUAAGCGUAAUAUAAAUAAAGUGUAACUGAAAUAUAUUAAAGGAUCAUUCUA